AUGGUACAUGUCAGGGGUGGAGCUAUCCAGUUCCUGGGAACAAAGUGCCGCCAUGAUGAGUGGUUGAGGGAUACUGAAAAUUAUGGAGUGAAAGGUUUCUUUGCAAUGUCAAAGUUGGGGCAUGGCAGUAAUAUCUGUGAAAGUGUGGCAGAUGUUUCUCUUGAUGGCAAGUAUCUGACUGCAAUUAAGGAUCCUGAUAGGCCGCUUGUUGUUAUUGGCAGCAUCAUAAUGGCGAUUUUCUCGAGUUUCUUCAUCGGGGUGUAUGGAGCUGUUGUCGUGUACCAGGAAAGGUCUUUCAGGAGGGGUGUUGCCUAUGUAAUUGCAAUGGUGGCAGAAUUUGACGAGUACACUAAUGAUUGGCUGUAUCUCAGAGAGGGAUCUGUUCUCCCAAAGCCUAAGUACAGAAAAAAGAUGGUUUCUGAGCAGACAAAGUUCUCUACUAUGAGAAGAAAUCGUUCGAUUCAAGGUAAACUAAACGCGGUUUUCAGUGAAGCACCUGCAAUGCUUGUUCCGAGUUUGACAGCUUCAAGAUCAAUUAGGGAAGCCAUUCAAGAAGUGAAAAUGGUUCAAGUAUUCAUUCAUCCACCUGUAGUAGCUUUUAAGAUUGCAUAUGGUUUGCCCACACGGGCAACUCCAUUUGAUUCCAUGAGCUUUGCUGCUAACUUCUUGAAAAGGAUGUAUGUGAAGAGGAAACCUGAAAUGAUCAAAACCUUACAUGUUGUUUCAAGUGCCUUUAAGGCUACCUUAAACUGUUUAUGA
This is a messenger RNA of Ipomoea nil (Japanese morning glory), 759 nucleotides long. RefSeq lists its product as uncharacterized. The coding region runs from base 1 to 759 and encodes 252 amino acids. The record is from RefSeq and is a predicted model, not a curated record. The transcript has 6 exons. Lineage: Eukaryota; Viridiplantae; Streptophyta; Magnoliopsida; Solanales; Convolvulaceae.